GCCGGGGGCGGGCCGCGCCGAGGCCGCCAUGGCGCUGCGCGGGGCUCUGGCGCUCCGUGUCGCCUACGCGUCCUUCGGCGCCCUGAGCGGCCUCUCGGCCUUCUGCGCCUGGAGCGCCGUGCCCGCGCUGCGCCAGCCCGGCACGGCCGCGGCCGGGGGGCUCUCGGGUGUGCUGGCGCUCUGGGCCCUAAUCACGCAUGUGAUGUACCUGCAGGAUUACUGGAGGACCUGGUUAAAAGGGCUGAGGUUCUUCCUCUGCGUCGGGAUCCUCUUCUCCGCCCUCUCCGGGCUGGGCUUCUGCGCCUUCCUGGCCCUGGCCAUCACCCAGCACCAGUCCCUGACUGACCCCAAGAGCUACUACCUGUCGUGCGUGUGGAGCUUCAUGGCUCUCAAGUGGGCGCUGCUGCUGAGCCUCUACUCGCACCGGUACCGUGCCGAGUUCGCCGACAUCAGCAUCCUCAGCGACUUCUGAGCUCCUGGGAGAGGCGCGGAGCAGGGAGGAGAGGCAGACACGGAGCGGGAGCCCCGGUCCCGGCGCUGCGGGGGUGUCCGUCCGUCUGUCUGUCUUGUCUGUCUGUCCGCACAGGGGCUUUUUCCUGCUGGCUUUUCCUCACCCAUCGCUGCUCGUUCCGGGGGGGGAGGGAAGGGAAGGACUUGGUGCCCGGAGCUCGGAGCUCUCCGUGCCACCCCAGGGCAGCUCCCAGGGGUGGCAGUCCCCGCCUGUGUCACCGCCCUGCUCCUUUGUCACCUCUGUGCUCCUGCCGGGAGCUCCCAGCCGGGCCCUGCCUCUCCGUGGUUUUGGGGUUUGGGCUCCCCCGAGGUCUGGGGGAGGAGCGCAGCUCAUCCCAAAGCUCGCAGGGCUGGGAAUGCUGCUCCCGGCUGCUCUCCGGGGUCGUUUGAAAAAGGAAUGGGAUCCCAUGUUUAACCAUAAAUGCCGUAUUUAACGCUUGAAGUUGCAGCAGCGGGUGUGUGGGGAGAGGGGUGGUUGGGGGAAAGGGGUGCAGGGCCAAGGCCUGGCCUGCCCGAGCCUCAGGGAGAGGGUUCCUGGGGAAAAAUAGGGAAAAGUUUUUGUGGAAGCAGGAGGAGAGGGGAGGGGACAGGGGCUCCUCAGGUGACCCCAUGGAUCGAGGAGCACCUUUGGGCUGAGGCUGUGACCUGCUGGAGUCCCUAAACCCAGCCCCUGGGCCGUGUUCUAGCCCUGGAGUUUCCACUCCACAUCCCGGCUUUUUAAAGGAUCCUGUGUGUAAAUAUUCCCUCUAUUUUUACAUGGAUUCCUCCUGGUUCGCUCCUCGGGGGUGCCGGGGUCGGUGCCACCCUCGCUGUCACCCUGUGCCACCACAAAUACAGCGCUCCCUCACCA
Corvus hawaiiensis (hawaiian crow) is the source of this 1360-nucleotide messenger RNA. It is a transcript of the gene SLC48A1, whose product is annotated as solute carrier family 48 member 1. Gene Ontology annotation, biological process: heme transport. Gene Ontology annotation, cellular component: lysosomal membrane; plasma membrane. Gene Ontology annotation, molecular function: heme binding; heme transmembrane transporter activity. The record is from RefSeq and is a predicted model, not a curated record. NCBI's taxonomy places the organism in Eukaryota, Metazoa, Chordata, Aves, Passeriformes, Corvidae.